AUGGACGAAUCGCUGUCUUUGAGUAUUGGGAUCAAGCAGGAUAUGAAUAUCCAACGCAACGAAACGCUACUCAAAUCUAUCACCUGUGUGACUAGUGCAGCUUAUGGCUUCUACGACCAAGAUAAAGGAACCUGUCUUGAAGGAACGCAGGUGGCUGUUCUCGAGAAGAUUCAAAACUGGAGCAUUGGCCCUGAAGAGAAGCCCAUCCUGUGGCUCCAAGGAAUGGCAGGAACCGGCAAGUCUACGAUCGCCCGAACUGCGGCCGCAUCAUUUCGGAAUGGAACGUGGUUAACGAACCACGGUGCUCUCCCUGAUAAUGUUUGCCUUGGGGGUAGUUUCUUCUUCGAUCACAAAAAGCAGGAUUGUAAGGACCCCCGGAACCUCUUCCCGACAUUGGCUCGUCAGUUGGUUGAAGUGAUCCCGGAGAUCCAGGAGUCUGUUUGUGCCGCAAUUUCCAACCAUCAUGAUAUCCAACAACGAACACUCCGUGAUCAGUGGAGGUACCUGAUUUGGGAGCCCCUUUCCAUGCUCCAAAGUGAUCUUCGAGACACGGUCAUCGUUGUCAUCGAUGCCCUGGAUGAAUGCGAGGUCAAGGCCAAUAACUGCGAAAACGAUGUGGAGGUGAUAUUAGGGCUGUUGAGUCAAAUACAAAAGCUUCGCUUGGUGCGGAUACGUGUUCUCAUCACCAGUCGACCGGAAGCCGACAUGCAACGCCACAGCAGAAGUCUCUCCCAGGACAUUCACGACCAGACCUUGGAGAAGGUGAAACUCGUCAACGACACCGAUGAUCGAGAAGACGACAUCACUCGCUUGGUGAAACACGAGAUGAUUGCGAUCAAAAAGAGUCAUCCCCGCCUGCCUGCAGACUGGCCGGGCACCCAGUCUCUUAGACAGCUCGUCGUCCAGACCGAAGGUCUGUUCAUCUAUGCUACGACGGUCUGCCGGUUCUUGCGUGAUGCUACGGAGCGAACCAUUCAGCCUCGACUCGAAACGAUCCUGGGCAAUAAAUUCGAUGGAAACUCAAAGGGUAACAAUCUCGAUGAGAUGUAUACCAGAAUUCUCAAAAUCAUUCUCACCGGAGAAGCAGACAAUGAUGCGGAGAUGUCAAGUUUGUUCAAACAGGUCGUGGGCUGUAUCAUAGUCCUAUCGCAGCCGAUGUCUCUGAUAGACUUAGGCCACCUCAUUCCCUGCAACAUUGACGACAUAAAAUGGGCUCUGGGGCAAUUACGUUCGGUCAUUGAAGUGCCACAGGAUCCACACGAGGAUAUCCAACUUGUCCACCUGUCCUUUCGAGACUUCCUUCUUGACCAUUCAAGAUGCAACAAUGACCUUUUUUACUUGGAGGAGAGAGAGCGGAAUCACGUCGUCUUCGAAUAUUGCUUGGACUUGAUGACGCGCUACCUGCGACGCGAUAUCUGCUGCCUCCGGGAACCUGGCAUUGAGCUGUCCCAGAUAAACCUGGAGUCAUCGGAGAAUAAAGAAUCGUUCCCGGACAGUGUGCGAUAUGCCUGUAUCCAUUGGGUUGAGCAUCUUGAGCGUAGCGGUGAUGCAUCGUCCGCGGACGAAGCUCGAACUCUGGAUUUUCUUGAAACCCAUUUCACUCACUGGUUGGAGGCAAUGUGUCUGAUGGAAAUGAUGCCGCAUGUGAUCAAAUUAUUCAAGGUUCUCACAUCAAUGAAUAUGAGCGAGAGAAUGGGCAAAUUUCUCUUCGAUGCUAGGAAGUUUACGACAAACUUCAGGCUUCACAUUGAGAAGAUGCCCCUACAGAUCUAUACAUCGGCCCUUCCAUGUGCCCCUCACAACAGCAUCAUCCGAAAUUUGUUCGGAACGGAGAUUCCAGCCUGGAUAACACAGCUUUCGGCGGCACAAAGCGACUGGGAUGCUUUUUCACAUAACCUUGCCAUAUCGGGAAGGGCCAAUUCAAUGGAGUUCUCCCCUAACAAUGAACUAUUAGCAGUCAACAGCUCAUCAGGGGUUUGCGUAUUCGAGACAGCUACAUGGACGCGCGUCCUGGAGAUCAAUGGAGGCGAAUCCGAUCAUUUGAAAAUUAUCUUCUCUCCAGACAGUUCGCGCUUGGCAGUGCUUUUCUCACACGGAAAUGCUCGGGUAUGGCAUGUGCGUGACGGAAAAUGGAUGGAUAUCGAAGCCCAGUUGGAAAAGAUUGUUGGGAUUCAGUUCUCGGGCGAUGGAAGGGAGCUUGUCUGUUUGUUGGACGACAACACCAUGACUAUAGCCAACGGACAAACUGGUAACAUCUUAGCCAAGUUUUCACAUGGUGUCACAGCUUUUCCAUUGAACUACCGUUCUUCGUCGAUGCGAACUAAUCUAGCUGUCUCCGACGAUGGCCGAUUCAUUGCAAUAGUGGAUGAUACAUUUCAUGUGAACGUCUUCGACCAAAACCGAAGCUCAGUUGUUUAUAACCAUGGCCUUGAUGCUGUCCAUCGUUAUCACAUAAUAUCGAUGUCCUUCUCCCAUGACGGAAGACAUUUGCUAUCUGCAUCCUCCGAUGGCUACGUCAAAGUAUGGGACUCGAAACACAACGAGCUUUAUGAACAUAAUACCGGUUAUAAUAUUCUGCAAGCAGUAUUUUUGGCCGAUUCUGCGGCCGUUGCUAUUGUUCAGGAAGAUCUGACAGUGUCCAGGUGGACCUGGAUGACUGGGAAGACAGAAAGACAGGGGAUUGAGCGGCCCCUCGAGGAUCCAAGUGCCUACGAAUAUUGUCAAUUCUUAUUUCCUCAAUCCGGCCCGGUCGCGAGAUGCAUGAUGGGCAACGGUGAUGAUGGUGUGUGGAAGAACAUCCGGACCACGUGUGCUCAAAUCAAACACAGAUCCUCCCCAGGCAACAUGCAGAUUUCUAUUUCGCCCAAUGGGAGGCUUAUUGCAUCGGUUGAAUCGGGGAAUGUCUCGAUUUGGGAACUGUCUGCACGAGAGAUACAGAAUCAGAGUGCUGACGAUGAUACUUUUUUUUCGGUGGAAAUCUCACCGGAGGGGAAUACGGUUGCCUCGUGUAGUUCAAACGGAGUCAGACUGUGGAAGGCAAGUGCCGAAGAAAUUGCAGAGAUCCAGCUUGGAACCCCAGCUUUUACUGGUUUCCGGCGUCGUGUGGGCUUUUCUGCCGACGGCAGAGUGCUCAUAAUUAGUUCGAAUGACGGGCUAAUUCGACUCUUGGAUGUAACAACUGGACAACUUCUGCCCAGUAUUCAUCUCUCAGAUGCUGAAUACCUGCAUAUCGAAUUAUCACGGGACAAAACCUUGCUUGCAUUAGCGUGGAAAACAAGAGAUGAACAAGAAAGCAAUGGACAGGUUACCUUAUGGGAUCUGGCAAAGAACCAAGCCUUCCGCGAGUUCGAGGUGGGGAUGAUACCCUUUAACUUUAUGAAUAUAGCCAUUUCGCCCAACGGCAGCACAAUUGCUGUCUCCAUGUGGGAAGAGAUCAGGGUGUAUAGCUCUGCUGGAACUAUCAUACACGCCUUGGACCAUAAGGGAUUCUUUCCGUAUUUAGCAUUUUCGGCAAACGGGGAGCUGAUUGCCUCCGCAGACAAGAAUAUCACUAUAUGGAAUACAGCAACAAUGAAGAAGUUGAACGAAAUCCCGUGUCCAGGCGGUAUUAGCUGGAUCAGCUUCACAGAUGAAGACCGCUUCCUCUCAACCGGCAAGGGGCGAUUUUCUAUCGCCUCCAUUCUAUCGAAUGAUGAUGAUGUGGAUGGAUCUGGGUCCGGGUUAUAUUGCCGUGGCUUGUACAUCAUGAAUGGAAGGAAGACGAUUCUUGCCCUUAAGCCUGAGCUCACAGCUUGCACACCCUCAGUGCGCGGGAACAAAAUCGCCCUGGUCUUUCCGCCUGAUCGAGUUGGCAUCUUUGAGAUCGAUAUUGAGGUCGAUCAUGUCCUCUGA
This is a messenger RNA of Aspergillus aculeatinus CBS 121060, 3891 nucleotides long. Its product is annotated as WD40 repeat-like protein. Bases 1 to 3891 code for a protein of 1296 amino acids. Gene Ontology annotation, molecular function: protein binding. NCBI's taxonomy places the organism in Eukaryota, Fungi, Ascomycota, Eurotiomycetes, Eurotiales, Aspergillaceae. The transcript has 3 exons. The record is from RefSeq and is a predicted model, not a curated record.